GCUAGAAGAGAUAUGGAGGUGUCCUCUGUGCUUUCCUGCAAGGGGUGUACCCCUUGGCAGGGGCUCCUGCUCACAUCCUCCCUCUUAACUUGCUGGCUCCUGCUCACCACUGCCCAAGUUGACAUCGAAUCCUUACCACCCCAAGUGGUUGAAGGAGAAAAUGUUCUCCUAUGUGUUGACAAUCUGCCAGAGAAUCUUCUAGGCUUUAUCUGGUACAAAGGGGUGACAGACAUGAGCCUCGGAAUAGCACUGUAUUCACUGGCCUAUAGCGUAAGUGUGACGGGACCUGUGCACAGUGGUAGAGAGACAUUGUACCGCAAUGGAUCCCUGUGGAUUCAAAAUGUCACUCAGGAGGACACUGGAUUCUACACCCUACGAACCAUAAGUAAACGUGGAGAAAUUAUAUCAAAUACAUCCAUACAUCUUCACGUGUACUCCUCCAUUUUGACCUGUGGCCGCCCUCCCACCUCUGCUCAGCUCAGUAUUGAAUCAGUGCCACCCUGUGUUGCUAAAGGAGAAAGCGUUCUUCUUCUUGCUCGAAAUCUUCCAGAAAAUCUUCGAGCCAUUUUCUGGUACAAAGGGGCGAUGGUGUUCAAGAAUCUCGAGGUUGUGAGAUAUGUAAUAGCCAAGAAUUCAAGUGCGUUGGGCCCUGCUCACAGCGGUAGAGAGACAAUGUAUAGCAAUGGAUCCCUUGUGCUUCAGAAUGUCACUAGGAAUGAUGCUGGAUUCUACACCUUACGAACUCUGAGUACAGAUCUGAAAGCUGAAGUAGCGCAUGUGCAACUCCAGGUGGACACCUGUCUUUCAAUCUGCACUCACCCUCCCACCUCUGCCCAGCUUACUGUUGAAUCAGUGCCGACCAGCAUUGCUGAAGGGGACAGUGUUCUUCUACUCGUUCACAAUCUCCCAGAGAAUCUCCGAGCCAUUUUCUGGUACAAAGGGGUGACUGUGUUCAAGGACCUUGAGGUUGCACGAUAUGUAAUAGCCAAGAAUUCAAGUGUGCCGGGCCCUGCCCACAGCCGUAGAGAGACAAUGUACAGCAAUGGAUCCCUCCUGAUUCAGAAUGUCACUUGGAAUGAUGCUGGAUUCUACACCUUACGAACUCUGAGUACAGAUCUGAAAGCUGAAGUAGCUCAUGUGCAACUCCAGGUGGACAACUCCUUUUCCAUGUGCUGUGACUCUCUUGACUAUGCCCCACUCACGAUCGUUCCAGUACCACAGCAUACUGCUAAAGGGGAAAGUGUUCUUCUCCAAGUUCACAAUCUGCCAGGAGAUCUGCGAAUGUUUUCCUGGUUCAAAUCCGUGUAUAGCACCCCGAUCUUUAAAAUAGCAGAGUACAGCAGAGCCUUUAAUUCUGUCAUCAGGGGGCCUGCACACAGCAGAAGAGAAAUAGUAUAUGCCAACGGAUCUCUGCUGCUCCAGGAUGCCACUGAGAAAGACACAGGCAUGUACACACUACAAACGGUAGACAGAAAUUUCAAAAUUGAAACAGCACAUGUGAAAAUCCAGAUAAAUGCCUGUGUUCACCCUUCCGCCACUGGCCAGCUCGUUAUUGAAUCAGUGCCACCGAAUGUUGUUGAAGGGAGAGAUGUUCUUCUACUUGUUCAUAAUAUGCCAGAGAACCUUCGAUCCUUUUCCUGGUACAAAGGUGUAGCCAUUGUCAGCAGACAUGAAAUUUCACGGAAUAUAAUAACUAGUAAUAGAAGCGUGCUGGGGCCUGCCCACAGUGGUAGAGAGACAGUGUAUUCCAAUGGAUCUCUUCUGCUCCACAAUGCCACCCAGAAGGACGCUGGAUUAUACACCUUAUUAACCUUGAACCGACAGUUUGAAACUCAAGGAAUACACAUGCACAUCCACAUAUACAAGCCUGUGACGCAGCCCUUCAUGAGAGUCACGGACACCACAGUCAGAGUGCAGAGCUCUGUGGUCCUCACCUGCCUCUCAGCUGACACUGGCAUCUCCUCCACCCAGUGGCUCUUCAACAACCAGAAUCUGCGACUCACAGAGAGGAUGACACUGUCCCCGUCAAAGUGCCAACUCAGAAUAGAUCCUGUCAGGAGGGAAGAUGCUGGAGAGUAUCGGUGUGAAGUCUCAAACCCAGUCAGUUCAGAGACCAGUCUUCCAGUCAGCCUGGCCGUGGUGAUUGAGUGA
Messenger RNA from Mus pahari (shrew mouse), 2151 nucleotides. Its product is annotated as carcinoembryonic antigen-related cell adhesion molecule 3-like. NCBI's taxonomy places the organism in Eukaryota, Metazoa, Chordata, Mammalia, Rodentia, Muridae. Gene Ontology annotation, cellular component: external side of plasma membrane. Gene Ontology annotation, biological process: T cell activation. The transcript has 7 exons. Bases 13 to 2151 code for a protein of 712 amino acids. The record is from RefSeq and is a predicted model, not a curated record.